Messenger RNA from Nymphaea colorata (pocket water lily), 3113 nucleotides. RefSeq lists its product as uncharacterized. Lineage: Eukaryota; Viridiplantae; Streptophyta; Magnoliopsida; Nymphaeales; Nymphaeaceae. Bases 438 to 1691 code for a protein of 417 amino acids. The record is from RefSeq and is a predicted model, not a curated record. The transcript is spliced from 3 exons.
GGUUUUUUUCAUUCACCUUGUACUUUAGAGCGUUGUACUUUUAUCGUGAAGUCCCCUUCCCCCCAUCUCUGGCUCCGGUUUCCUCUCUCUGUCGUUCUGUCUGUGUCUCUCUCUCUUUCUGCAUAUGACCCACAUUCGAAGAUGUGAUUCUGCAGCUCCUUCAACGUUCACCUUUGGUUCAUAUUCUCUUCCAUUGGCGAGACCGUGUUUUCUUCUGUUGUUUCAUUCCCAACAAGACUCUUUCAUGGAUCCAUUCCGGGAGAAAGCGGCAGAUAAAUGACAGUGCCGCCUCCAUGGAAGAGUUGGAAACACUGAAAACAGAUACAAUCUGAUAGCAAACAGAUAAGAGAGGCAUGACCCAGCGGCAAACUAGCACCUCAGGUCUUAACAGAAGAGCAUCUGUCUCCACAAUGUACAUUAACUAACCUCUCAUUCAAAUGUCCGCGUCUUCAACCACAAUGAAAUGCUACAACAAGAGGCAUAAGCGACCCAAGACGCGUUCUAGUGGCGGCAGGCCACCCAAGUCUCUAAACAGGCCCAGCCAUGAGACGCCGACCGUCGUCAUAGGUGAUGAUGAGCAGUUGCAGGAACAGCCACAAAAACCUAAAACAGGAGCCUCUGUUUUCUGGACUAAAUGUGAUGACUGCAAUGUUGCUUACCUCUACAACAGGACAAUGUUAGGAGAAAGAAUCCACUGCCGCCAUUGCCUUAAGAGUUUCAUUGCUGUUGAGGCCACUUCCCUCAGUCCUCACAUUGAUAAAUACAUAAGAUUGGGAAGCGCAACAUCCCCGCACCACGGAAUCGUGACAGGAAUUGAUUCAGCUUCCUCCCCGCAUCAGCAACGCGACAAACAGGAUCAGAAUUGUAGUACUCAUUCUAUGGCAUUUGUCAAAUUUGAGUCUGUGAACCGGGAGAGGAAGAAAGCAUGCAAUGAAAGAGAACAAGAGAACAUGAACGAAAAAGAUACGGUUGUAGCAGGAGCAGAGUCGCCCAGUACAUCUGUCCCAGUGACAACAAAUUCAUUGGCGGAUUCUGACUUCUCAGGCGAUAAUAGUUUGUUUAGGCAAGGAAUUUGGCUGCUGAUAAGAGGCUUCAAGGACAAGCUCCAGUCUGCUGAUGUGAAACAGCUUGAUGAUCUCUUGCUCUGUGGAGGAAUGAUACUAAGAACCAUAUCUGACCUUGGUCUUCCUGAUCCUGGAAUCGGUGUUUUGCUUGAGAAUUUGAAGCUGCAGGCCGCUGAAAUAAUAAAACAUUGUUCAGAUAUUUCAUGUCUUAAAGAAGUGCAUGUGUCAUGUGCUGACAAAGUAAACAGGAGUUGCUUGCAAUUAUCUGACAUGCAAGUCUCAAUGGCAUCCCUCGGUGAGCAAGUGGUUGGUCUCACUGAGUCAAUAAGCAGAACACGGAAAUCUUGGUUUGAACUAAUAGCAAAAGAGGAGGCUAUACGGAAAACGAGAAUUAAAGUGGACGGGGACUUGGCUUGCAAGGAGAAGCAGUUAUUGGCUUGUCAAAAAUCAAUUGCGGAGGCAACAGAUGCUUGGAAAGAAAUGGAGGAGAGACACAGCAAGACGAAGGAACUGAUGGCAAAGGCGCAGAAGGACCUGCAAAGUGCUAUUGAAAUGUUGACAGAGAGUGAAGCAAAAUGGAAGCGCCUCUGUGAGGAAGCAGUCAAGGAGGAGGCUUUGCUUGUUUAAAUUUGAGUUGGUUGGCAAUGGAGUUUCCCUGGCGGACGACCAGGUUGAUGGCCUUUUGCAAACAAAACGGCCCACAAAAAUUCAUUUUCCAGCAUGCAGCCCAUUUACUGAUUUACGGGUACUUGUUUUUUUGCUAAAAAACACAUCCAAUAAAAAUAUUCAUUUAGAUAGAAAGGUUUUCUUCUUUUGUAAUCUCUCUCAUAAGUUCAGAAUUUCUAGGACCAGGAAUCCCUUGGCAAAAAAAUCAUCACUUGUUUUUAACAGUUUUCAAUGACUCUGAUAUUAGCUUGUCGAGCCAAUUCUUGUAGGUAAAAUGAAGUCUUUGCUUCGUCAAUUUGUUGAAAUAGAUGGUUAUGUUAACGAUAAGGUUGAAAGACAACCAUUUCAGGGAGAUUCAAGGAAAGAAUCCCAGCAAGAUUAAUCAAAAUUAAUGAUAAAGGAAAAUAAAAUCUUUCCACAAAGUCAGAUUUAGUUUCUUAUAUUUGUAGUUGCCAAGAUUAUGAGAACUUCACCUAUUUAAGUUCUUUCUAUACUUUGUGUAACCAAGGCUCAUGAUAGUCUUUUAUGAUAAGGACCCAUGUUUAAUGAAAAUAAGUUUUUCAUUGUUUGUUCUUAUUUGUUCUACUUCUUUUAUAGCCUGCAGACAACCAAAUUGUUAUGCUCUAUUUUAGUCUUAUUUCAUUUUUGCAUUCCUUACUUUUGAGUUUAUUAGAGUUUAGUACGUUUAUUAGUUUGGAUCGGGACCUUAGUGAGGACCUAGACCCGCUUUCCUUAAGAUGUAAGCUUUUAUUGGGUGUGUCUAACCCUAAUGAAAUUACGUUGGAUUGUUCUCUCUUUUUCUCUCUCUCUCUCUCUCGUCUCCCUUUCCUUCUUGCCGCCAGUCCUUGAUAGCCGUAGAGGCUAUCAACUGAUAUCAAAGCCAUGACAAAUCCCACUGCUGCCGACGUGGCUCUCGCUGCCAUUGAAGCCCAUCGUGACGAAAUAAACUAUCAUUGAAGUCAACCGACGCCUCCAAACGAUCAAGCGAUCACACGCCGACAUCGAGGCCUGAUUGCAUAGUGCCAUCCAAGCCGCUGUCGAUUCCGGCCUCCAUGACGCCUUCCAACCACACCGCAGCCCUGUCGGUCCCCCUGCGUUGUUGCCGCUGCCAUUGUCUCUCCUAACUGUUGGCGAUUUGCUUCUUGGUAUGCCCAGGGUGGUCCACAGCACACCAUCAGGCGCAGGUGCACACGUUCACCCACGAACCAGCAACAUGAUGGGAGCCGUUCUGCCCACCCUACAACCGCCUGCCAAUCGUGGGUUUGGCGUCUCCUUCGACGCUACCCAGGCUGGUCCCGGACCAACUUUUGGUGGCGGUUUUCCUGUCAAACAUGCAUUUGGCGCCCACUGGGGGCAGUUCAGCCUCGCCGCCGCCUACUUUCC